GGGGCGCGCCGGGCAAUAGGGGAUCAUGGGGCCCCUGUGUCCUUGCCCAAACUCAAAAAAAAGCCCAUGAAAAAGGUACCAGGGGCAUCUCAUUGGCCCCCUACUGACCCCAGGCCCUCAGGCAGUUCCCGAGUUUCCAAAUGGUCAGUCCGCCCCUGCUGCUGCCCCCCCUGAAAAAUGCCGCCCUAGACAAAUGCCUUGUGGUGCAGCAGAAAGAGAGAGAAAAAAUUCUCCAAAAUAAGGAAAAUAAUCACUUAGAUAGCUGACACUGAAGCAAGUGUCCUAAUUGGAAGAUUUUCCCUCUAUUCCUAUUUCAGUGACAGCUGA
Molecule: messenger RNA, 327 nt
Organism: Staurois parvus
Lineage: Eukaryota; Metazoa; Chordata; Amphibia; Anura; Ranidae
Source: the annotation of a GenBank genome assembly